Solanum verrucosum is the source of this 2267-nucleotide messenger RNA. Its product is annotated as OVARIAN TUMOR DOMAIN-containing deubiquitinating enzyme 6-like. Gene Ontology annotation, biological process: protein deubiquitination. The record is from RefSeq and is a predicted model, not a curated record. NCBI's taxonomy places the organism in Eukaryota, Viridiplantae, Streptophyta, Magnoliopsida, Solanales, Solanaceae. The transcript is spliced from 9 exons. Gene Ontology annotation, molecular function: cysteine-type deubiquitinase activity; protein binding; K63-linked deubiquitinase activity. The coding region runs from base 534 to 2147 and encodes 537 amino acids.
GGUUCCACUAGUUGACAUGUGUAAAGCACUUGACCGUAACAAUGGUAAAAUUCCCAAAGUGACGUGUCCAUUCUUCCUCUUUUUCUCUCUUCCUUCGCCUGGAAGGUAAUUACAUAAUUUUUCCCUAUAUCCGCUUCACAUAUUACAUACUAUAAACCCUAAUCACUCCCAAUUUCCGCUUCAAUUCGGUCUCUCAUAAUCCAGUAAUUCGCCUCGAGUCUUCUCUAGGGUUUUCUAUUGCUUUAAGGUUGUGGCUUACUUUUGGGGAAUUUCAAGGAACAUAAAGAGAACAGGCCUUGUUGUUUCAAAAAAGAGUUUUGGAAGUGAAGUUCUCAUGAGAAUUUUUAGGGGAAUGCAGAAAGUAGCUCGCGAGGAUCAAAGGGAAGUAAGCUGCUGCAAGAAAUCAUUCAGUAAAGGUAUUGGCGUGACCGCCCCAAAGGCCAGGAAGCGAGAUAAAUUGAAAGUGUUUCUCUAAUUUGGGUUAAGGCAGAGUGAUUGUUCUGUGGGUCUCUAGUUGAAGAAGGGUAGCAAAAAUGACACGGAUACUUGUUCAAAGAGGUUCUACAGGGUCUUCAUCAUCGUCAUCAAACCAGAACAGGUCGUCAGUGCCACUCCCUGGAUCAUCUGCUUCUUCUUCAGCUUCAUCACAGCCACAGGCUUCUAGCACUAGUCAAGUGCCAUCAGCUCUGAAAGAUGAUGAGUUGGUGGGAGAGUUUCCAGAAUCAAUUGUCUUGGAUGAUGUUUCAGUUGGUUCCUUCAAUCACAAAGGUGAUGGUGAUGAUGCUUCAGUAGAAAGUUUUAGCUGUGACCGAAGCCUCCCUGAAGAAAAGAUUGUUGACAAUGAGAAGGUAUGUGAUGGUGCUUUUGUCUGUGGGGACUCCAUAAAAGGAUCUAGUGGUUUAAGAGUUGAGGUAGUGGAAAAUGAAGGUACUUGUCUGCUGGAGCCUAAAGGUAGUUCUUGUCCACCUCCUCCUCCUCCACCUCCUGUCCCACCUCCUAAAUCUGCUUCAAUAAACCUUAGCCCAAGGAAAUUUUCAGUAGGUAGUUCAAAUGCAGUACGGAUAGGAUCAUCUAGGGAAUUUGUUGGGCAGACCAAUGUAUCAACUAGGACUUCACCUACUGGAUCUAGGCCAUCCUCUCCACGGUCACACUGCGAAAGUGAAGGUUAUAAUAGUGCAGAUGAGCAGAAUCCCAACUUUGGAUCCUCACGCAAUGAUGUGGAGAGAGAGCACCAGUUUGAAAUUGAUAUCAGAAGAGCUAAAGGCUUAGAAGUUAAGAAAAUGCGUGAAGAUGGGAACUGCCUCUUCCGUGCAGUUGCUGACCAAGUAUAUGGUGAUUCUGAAGCUUAUGAUUUGGUCAGGCAGAUGUGCAUCGACUACAUGGAGCGCGAAAGAGACCACUUCUCUCAGUUCAUAACUGAAGGAUUCACAUCCUAUUGCAAGAGAAAAAGGAGAGACAAGGUCUACGGCAACAACGUGGAAAUCCAAGCAUUAUCUGAAAUGUAUAAUCGCCCUAUCCAUAUAUAUUCUUACAGCAUCGAACCAAUGAACACGUUCCAUGGAAGUUAUAACUCAGAUACCCCUCCUAUCCGUCUCAGUUAUCAUCAUGGAAAUCACUACAACUCCCUUGUCGAUCCUCGCCGAUUAUCAGUUGGUGCUGGGCUUGGGUUUAGCUCUCUGCGAGGGAAAAACAUCGACAAGGAUAAUGUAAAAGCUGCAAUUAAAGCUCAACAGGAGCAACAGAUUGAUAACGCGCUUCUUGCUGAAGGACGCUUCUACUCAGAUGUUGAACUCACUGAGAAGGAGAUGGAACGCAUGGUGAUUGAAGCUUCUAGGGCUGAGUAUAUUGCGCAUGAUAAUAAGUUCCGGCAACAGCUUGGUCGUCGAGAAUCUUCCACAUCCGGUGCUGAACCAUCAUCUUCAGGAACUAGGUCAUCAGGAAGUGAGAAACGGCAGGAAGCUGGGCAAGAGCUGAGUUCGCCGGAUUCUGCCUUUAGCGACUGCAUCCAGGUUAUGCUGUCGAUGGGUUUCAGCUAUCCACGAGUGAUCGAGGCUUAUAGCAUAUUUGGGGAUGAUGUGGAUUCCAUGGUUUGUUACCUCAUAGAAACCAGCUGUAGCAGCAGGUGCAAAGGAAAAGCAACUGAAUGAGGAAACUGAGAAAAGAGUUGUGUGGAUUACAGUCUCUCUGUGUUUUUCUAGUAUAAGCAUUUGCUUUGUGUUCGGUUGUCUUUGAGAGUACGUACUAUCUUAUAUGGAUCAUUCUAAUGU